AUGGUGACUGCGGCCGGUGUGAUCCUUAGUACCGUUCUUGGUGCUUCCGCAAGAAGGCUCCAAGUUCAGCUUGUGGGCAAGCAAUUCGGCAGAUCCUGGGACAGAGUGCCAGGCUACGCCUUGUCAAUUGGUGCAUUCUUUGGAGGUUACUUGAUUUGUGACCAUUUCGUUGAAAGAAACAGACAUUUGUUGAACAGAAGAUUGGCUCAGUUACGUGAACAGAGAGCCCAGGUUGACGCCUUCCACGAGUUCGACUUGGAGGGUGACCACAGAAUCACCGCACAGAAGAGAUCUCGUAAGUUCUUCGAGUUAUUCGACAAGUAUGGUCAGGACUACAAAUAA
Molecule: messenger RNA, 342 nt
Organism: Candidozyma haemuli
Lineage: Eukaryota; Fungi; Ascomycota; Pichiomycetes; Serinales; Metschnikowiaceae
Exons: 1
Coding region: 1-342 (113 amino acids)
Source: RefSeq, a predicted model, not a curated record